Frieseomelitta varia is the source of this 3731-nucleotide messenger RNA. RefSeq names its product glutamyl aminopeptidase. The coding region runs from base 528 to 3428 and encodes 966 amino acids. The transcript has 16 exons. Gene Ontology annotation, cellular component: cytoplasm. The record is from RefSeq and is a predicted model, not a curated record. NCBI's taxonomy places the organism in Eukaryota, Metazoa, Arthropoda, Insecta, Hymenoptera, Apidae. Gene Ontology annotation, biological process: proteolysis; peptide catabolic process. Gene Ontology annotation, molecular function: zinc ion binding; metalloaminopeptidase activity; peptide binding.
ACGAAGCCUUACCAUGAACGACGUGCAUGUGAAUUCUUUAUCGAUACAAACUGUCUAGCUUAUCGAAUCUUCAACGAUAACUUUCGCAGAGCAAAACAAAGAUUAAUCUCUCUGAUUAAGGAAGAAAUUGAACUCUAUAAAAGCGAAGAUCACUUUUGCAAGGUGAUCGAUCGACAUCGAUGGAAGCGAUUUCGAUCUCGAAGCGUUGUAUCGUUGUUCGUUUAACCUAACCGGGCCGAUCAUUAUUCAAUCUCACGGAUUAUGUACUUGUAGAACAUAGAAGGAGAAUAGAGACAGAGAGAAUUAAUUCAAUGAAUGUGGUGAAUUCGUUCAUAACAGUAUUGUCGAUUUACAAUUAGUCGCGUCAGUGUUGUGGAGGCGUUUGAUCAUCAGUGUGUUUCCUUUAAACACGUGUGUCCCAGUGUUCUGGCCUGGUUUAUCAGUUUCGCAGUAUCAACUGAUCGAUCGUGUUCAUUGUGAAAUUCAAAUUCAAUUAGAUCGAGUCCUCCGCGUCGCAUGCGCGCUGAAUGGCGACAAAGGUGUCGAAACGUAGCUCUGGGGGCGCUGGUUACCGUGCUGAAGCGUUCCCCACGAGUAAAACACGAGUACAACCAGGAACUGGCCUUCUUUGCUUCACCUGCAGCAUCUGUUUCAUUUUGAGCAUAAUCUGUACAUGCUUGGCCACGCUGUUGGUACUAAUCGAUCAGAAAGUCGAGGCCGCCAACUAUCAUUCCUUAUUGACCACGAUGAACACGGAAUCGGUGCUCAAGUUGUCGUUCCGGUUGCCAAAGGAAGUGAAACCGCUGCACUACGACGUGUAUUUGCAUCCAGAUCUCGAGAAGGGUACGUUUCAAGGUAAAGUCACGAUCCUGAUCGAUGUGCUCGAUCGAAGGAGUUACAUAGCGCUUCAUCAAAAGGACCUGAACAUCACGUCCACCGCGCUCAACACGUACGACCGCGAAGAGAACUUUGAGUUCGAGCUGUUGGAUCUGAUACAAAUACCAAAGUAUGAGAUGUUCGUGGUCCCGACGAAGAACGAACUUCACACGGGAUUAUACAACUUGAGUUUUGAAUUUAACGGCGCGCUGCAGCCUGACAAAAUUGUUGGAUUUUACUCGAGUAAAUAUAAAGACACGCAAAACAGAACCAGAUAUAUUGCAACUUCGAAGUUUGAACCGACUUACGCUCGGAGAGCGUAUCCCUGUUUCGACGAGCCAGCAUUCAAAGCAGAGUUUACAGUGAAGCUGGUUCAUCCUAUUGGAGAUAACUAUGGUGCCUUAUCCAACAUGAACGCAGAGUGUACGCAAAUAAAUCAACCAUCGCCAGGACUGACAACGGUGACAUUCGCGAAAAGCGUGCCAAUGUCGACGUACUUGUCCUGCUUCAUAGUCAGCGAUUUUAUUCCUUUAACACAAAUGGCAAAGGGACUGAAUGGCCGGCAAUUUCCGGUUAGUGUGUACACCACGAGAACUCAACAAGACAAGGCCACAUUUGCUCUUGAUAUUGGCGUGAAAAUCAUCGAAUAUUAUAUUGAUCUGUUUCGCAUUGAUUAUCCCUUGCCAAAGCUUGACAUGGCGGUCAUCCCCGAUUUUGUGUCUGGCGCGAUGGAGAACUGGGGCUUGGUUACGUACAGAGAGGCAAGAUUAUUGUACGAUAAGAAAACUGAUUCCAGCGCAAAAGGUUACGACGUCGUUACAGUUGUCAGUCACGAAUUUGCACACAUGUGGUUUGGAAAUCUAGUCACUAUGGCUUGGUGGAAUGACUUAUGGCUGAACGAAGGUUUUGCUUCUUUUAUGCAGUAUAAGAGCGCAGACGAGAUUCUUCCUGAUUGGGGACUGAUGGAUCUAUUCUUAAUCGAACAAAUGCAUUCUGUUUUCGUAAUCGACGCGAAACUGAGCUCUCAUCCUAUUGUGCAAACUGUUAGCAAUCCCGACCAGAUCACUGCGAUAUUCGAUGAAAUAUCAUACAAAAAGGGAUGCUCUGUAAUUAGAAUGAUGGAGAAUUUCAUAAAACCAGAAGUCUUCUACGGUGCUAUCUCCUCUUAUUUAAAUAAAUUUAUGUAUCAUAACGCAGAGACUGCUGACCUUUUCAAAAUAUUACAAGAAUCAUCACCGGAUAAUUUGAACGUGACAGCCAUAAUGGACACGUGGACAAGACAAAAAGGAUUUCCAGUUGUAAACGUGAAAAAGUCUGGGAAUAAAUACGUGCUGACGCAGAAACGAUUUUUGGCCAAUCCUGACGCUCAUUUUUAUCCUUCGAAAUCCAAAUACGGAUACAAGUGGACUAUUCCUAUCACUUAUAUCACGAACAAUACAUCUAAACCUACUCUUGUAUGGUUCGACAAAGACGCCAAAGAUUUGGUAAUUGAAUUCGAAGAACCAGUUGACUGGAUCAAGUUCAACGCAGAUGAAGUUGGAUAUUAUCGUGUUAAUUACGAGCCAACCGAGUGGAAUAUUCUUUAUAAUAUUCUUCAACAUCAGCAUAAGACAUUGUCAGUGUCUGACAGAGUACAUCUCCUAGAUGAUGUGUUCAGUUUAGCUAGCGCUAGUGAACUUGAUUAUGAAAUAGCUAUGAAUAUGACCACAUACCUAAAACAAGAAAAACACGCUAUUCCAUGGAGCGUGGCUACCUCAAAAUUAACAGCCAUCGACACCUUGCUGUCUUCGACUAUUUCCUCGUCCAAAUUCAAGAAAUACGUGAGAGAUUUGGUAGACGACGUGUAUCAUGAUGUAGGAUGGCAUGUGAGCGACACUGAUGAUCGUAUUUCUUUGAGGCUUCGAACAACAGUCUUGCGAUUAGCUUGUUUCGUGGAGCACGCGGAAUGUCUUAAAGAAGUUGGAGAAUUAUUUAAGAACUGGAUCCAAGAUCCCAACGACGUUCGACCGCAUCCUGAUAUUCGUGAUCACGUCUAUUAUUACGGUAUGCAUCAUGCUGGCAAUGAAGCAAUGUGGAGAAUCAUGUUCAAAAAAUUCACAGCCGAGACUGAUUCGACAGAGAAGCUAAAGUUAAUGCGCGGCCUCGCUGCGAUACGAUCCACUUGGAUUCUAAACAUGUUCAUCACAGCAGCCACAGACGAGAACUACGUGCGCGCCCAGGACUUCUUAGAGUGUUUAAUCGUUAUUUCAACCAAUCCUGUGGGAACACCGUUAGUUUGGGAUUGGGUUCGUUCCAAUUGGGAAUUUCUAGUAAACAGAUAUACUUUGAACGAUCGGUAUCUCGGCUCACUGAUCCCAUCAAUUACCAAAACGUUCGCCACCGAGACGAAAUUAAACGAAAUGGAAAGCUUCUUUGCCAAGUAUCCCGACGCUGGUGCUGGCGCAAUGAACCGCGCCAAAGCUUUAGAAACAGUAUCAAAUAACAUAAAAUGGCUGGCCAAGAAUAGCCGCAACCUGGAAAGUUGGUUGAACUCUCACGUACAAAAUAAUUGAACAGGUAAUUAUUAUUGUUGCAUUUCGCGCGAGAAGCAUUUAGAAUUCUGUUUCAAUCGACAGAAUUUGGAAAUAGAAAGGAAAUUGUAAUAUCGCGAAGGCGCAAAGGAGAAUAAAAUGCAGGUUUAUCUUUUAUUUUUCAUUUCUUUCACUUAAUUUUUUUUUUUUUGAAAGAAUUAUUGAAGAUUGUUAUUUCUCGCAAUCUUCAAGAAUUUAUUUCUGGUAAACUUAAAAGUUUUAUAAUAUAAAAAUUUACAAUGUUGUAAAAGAGAAACAUCAAUGCAAGAAUUUCUGCUGAAGGGA